AUGAACAGAGGAUCUCUUCUUAGCCUAAUCCUACAACUGCUUACUGCACUAGCAGUCAAUGCUCAGCAGAAUCUAUUUCCAUUGUCGAUUGGUCAAAUAAACCCACAACAAGGGCUCUUCCCAUACUGGAAUAUUUAUCAACCUCAGCAACCCACCUUCAUAAACGCUGAAAGAAGACUUAAAAAAUGUUGUGCUAAGCUGAAUGAGGCAGACGAAGCGUGCAGAAGCCAAUAUUGUGGCUUUGAAGCUCUGAGCUCUCAAACGGUGCUCCUCUACUUAGCAACCUGCCAAUCAAAGGGGCCUACAGUAGGACAAAUGUUAGAAUGUGCUUCGUCAAAACAAGACCACUCAGCAUGCUGCAGAGCGAAAGGAGUUAUCCCCGAAUGUGUAGUAUACUGUGAAACAACCCAUGGUGUACCCCCAGACUACACAAAAUAUUUAUUCUGUUUAGGUUCAUUUAAUCCCAUUCGAGACUGCUUCAGGGAAUAUCUUGAGCAUAAUCCAAAUAUUAAAGGUGAUUAUUGA
Messenger RNA from Enterobius vermicularis (human pinworm), 525 nucleotides. NCBI's taxonomy places the organism in Eukaryota, Metazoa, Nematoda, Chromadorea, Rhabditida, Oxyuridae. The record is from the annotation of a GenBank genome assembly.